CCUGUGGAGCUGGUUUCUGCUUUUGCCCCACUUCAACAGUUCUCUUUGAAAAUCCUUCUUACUCUUUCAUAUUUCUGUGCUUCCUACACCCCAUGCUGCUGCUGCCUGCCAGUGUGGACCUGCGUGUAGAUCCGGGAAAGGCAGGUGCACCCUGAAGGCGGCCCAGUGCAGGGAUGGCUAGCAGUGCAGCAGACAGUGCCAACCAUCUGCCCUUCUUUUACGGCAACAUCACACGUGAGGAGGCAGAGGAUUACCUAGUGCAAGGGGGCAUGACUGAUGGGCUCUACCUGCUGCGCCAGAGCCGCAAUUACCUGGGUGGAUUUGCACUGUCGGUGGCGCACGGGCGCAAGGCACACCACUACACCAUUGAGCGCGAGCUGAAUGGCACCUACGCCAUCUCAGGUGGCCGUACCCACAGCAGCCCCGCCGACCUCUGUCACUACCACUCGCUGGAGCCUGAUGGCCUGAUCUGUCUGCUCACCAAGCCCUGCAACCGGCCUCCCGGCGUGCAGCCCAAGACUGGGCCCUUUGAGGACCUGAAGGAAAACCUCAUCAGGGAGUAUGUGAAGCAAACAUGGAACUUGCAGGGCCAGGCCUUGGAGCAGGCCAUCAUCAGUCAGAAGCCCCAGCUGGAGAAGCUGAUCGCCACCACAGCCCAUGAGAAAAUGCCUUGGUUCCAUGGAAAUAUCUCUCGGGGCGAGUCUGAGCAGAUCGUCCUCAUAGGAUCAAAGACAGAUGGCAAGUUCUUGAUCAGGGCCAGAGACAACAAUGGCUCCUACGCCCUUUGCCUGUUGCAUGAAGGGAAGGUGCUGCACUAUCGCAUCGACAAAGACAAGACGGGGAAGCUGUCCAUCCCUGAGGGGAAGAAGUUCGACACACUCUGGCAGCUGGUGGAGCAUUACUCUUACAAGCCAGAUGGUUUGUUAAGAGUUCUUACAGUUCCAUGUCAAAAAAUUGGCACACAGCCCGCUCCUCCACAGAGUUCCAGUCUUGUGCCUUGGUCAGCGGGUGGAAUAUUCUCCAGACUCAAAUCAUACUCCUUCCCAAAGCCUGGCCACAGAAAGACUCACACAUCCCCAGGGAACCGGCCAGAGAGCGUGGCAUCCUUCAAUCCUUAUGAGCCAGAAGGAGGGGCCUGGGCUCCGGAGAGAGAGCCCCAGAGAGAGCCUCUGCCCAUGGACACUGAAGUGUACGAGAGCCCCUAUGCAGACCCAGAGGAGAUCAGGCCCAAAGAGGUCUACCUGGACCGAAGCCUGCUGACCCUGGAGGAAAGUGAACUGGGCUCCGGGAACUUUGGGACUGUGAAGAAGGGCCACUACCAGAUGAAGAAAGGUGUGAAAACAGUGGCUGUAAAGAUACUCAAGAACGAGGCCAAUGACCCAGCUCUGAAGGCCGAGUUGCUAGCAGAGGCCAACGUCAUGCAGCAGCUCGACAACCCCUACAUCGUGCGCAUGAUAGGAAUCUGUGAAGCCGAGUCUUGGAUGCUGGUGAUGGAGAUGGCCGAGCUUGGCUCGCUCAACAAGUACUUGCAGCAGAACAGGCAUGUCAAGGAUAAGAACAUCAUAGAGCUGGUUCAUCAGGUCUCCAUGGGAAUGAAGUAUCUGGAGGAGUGCAACUUUGUGCACAGGGAUCUGGCUGCGAGAAACGUGUUGCUGGUCACACAGCAUUACGCCAAGAUCAGUGAUUUCGGACUUUCCAAAGCGCUGGGUGCUGAUGAAAACUAUUACAAGGCCCAGACCCACGGGAAGUGGCCGGUCAAGUGGUAUGCCCCGGAGUGCAUCAACUACUACCGCUUCUCCAGCAAGAGCGACGUCUGGAGCUUUGGCGUGCUGAUGUGGGAAGCCUUCUCCUAUGGCCAGAAGCCCUACCGUGGCAUGAAAGGAAGCGAAGUCACCGCCAUGCUGGAGAAGGGCGAGCGGAUGGGCUGCCCUGCCGGGUGUCCACGAGAGAUGUACGAGCUGAUGAACCUGUGCUGGACGUACGAGGUGGAAAAGCGACCUGGCUUCGCGGCUGUGGAACUGCGCCUGCGCAACUACUAUUACGACGUGGUUAACUAGCUGCUCCGGGCCUGUCUGCAGCUGCCUUGGGUCAGACGCUCGAGCUCAGGAAAAUGUACUCGAUCGAACAGAUUUUCAGGGUUUCCUUCUCCCUCCAUCUGGGGUGACCUGCACCCCACUGACGACUCUGAAAGCCGCCCGCCUCGGCCUCCUGGAGCAAGCCCCAGCCCGGCACGGCACACGGGAGAGGGCCGAGCCCCGGAUUCCCUGGUUGCCUCCUCUGUGUGGUGUUCCUGACAGAUUACCUCUGCGAUCAGUCUCCAGUUCUGCCCUCAGGGCUGGGGCUGUGUGGUUUCCAGUGUCCCAGGCUCUGCCUUUCAGCAGUUAAAUCCACAGGGGACUUGGGGGUAGAGGGUACAGAUCAGAGAGGCCACCAGGUGGGGAGAGUGCCACCAGUUUACAAGGAUCAAGCGUGACCAGUGCUCUUUCUAAACAAGAAGUAGGUAUAUAGGGAGCCUGCAUACUGCGCAUGCUGUGCGUCGUGAACCAAGAGACAUCUGGGGGAUUGAGCCCUGCUUGCAUGGGGCCUAGCUGGGCUCUGUCCCCGAAUACCCCCUGCUGCGGACUGCCUUGAGGACUGCCCUCGUGUGCCCAGACAGGGACCAGUCACCGAAGUCCUGCACCACCACUGGGGAGGCCAGCUGCCCCUCCUGGGUGGCCAGAAUUCUCACUUUCCUCAGAAUUGCCCGUGCACACCCUCCUCCUCCAUGGUCUGUCACUGUCACUAAAUGCCUGGCAUGGGUCAUCUAUGAAGUAAAACUUCAUAAAUUCUCGUGCUUUUCAAUGCUGGGGAACACUUAUCAAGUUGUGGCACCUGGGCAGUUCUUUCUGUGCCAGAACACGUCGAGGUGGAUACACGGGGACAGCGAAUGUACCAGCUCCCCCUCUUCCGAGGCCUCUGUAAGGGGGCUCCCAAGAGCGCAUCCAUUCUAUACUCGCCCUCGCCACACAGGCCUCACCAAGUGUGGCUUGUGACCAAAGAUGUAAGACCUAGAAAUCCUCUUCUGGUCUCCUCCAUUAGUUAAUCCUUCACUUAGAGUUUAUUUACGCAAAGGCAUCUCCCCUUGAUAGAAGUUUUGCUGAGGCUCUGGAAAGUUCCAAAGUCAAUCAGCCAUCAUUCCUGCCUCAGUGGACACAGGCUUGGGCACAUCUUCACUCCUA
Messenger RNA from Octodon degus (degu), 3218 nucleotides. It is a transcript of the gene Syk, whose product is annotated as spleen associated tyrosine kinase. Gene Ontology annotation, biological process: regulation of platelet aggregation; innate immune response; positive regulation of B cell differentiation. Gene Ontology annotation, cellular component: cytoplasm; extrinsic component of cytoplasmic side of plasma membrane. The coding region runs from base 174 to 2057 and encodes 627 amino acids. The record is from RefSeq and is a predicted model, not a curated record. Gene Ontology annotation, molecular function: signaling receptor binding; non-membrane spanning protein tyrosine kinase activity; ATP binding. The transcript has 14 exons. NCBI's taxonomy places the organism in Eukaryota, Metazoa, Chordata, Mammalia, Rodentia, Octodontidae.